GGAUCGGGGGUGUUUUCGGUUUGCGUUCACGGAGAAGAGUAAGUGAGAAACAGGCGACAAUGAAGACUCCCAGCAGGAUCGCUACUCGUUGGAGCCGCAUCCUGCCAUUAGGUGAGAUGGUGACAGUCGUUGUGGCGGUUGUUGUUUUUUAGGUGGAUUGUUGGUACAUGGGCAGAGGGGAACUGGCAAGAAGAGAAGAUAAACAGAUGAGAGGCAUGAAUAGAAGAAAAGAAGGCCUCUGUCUGUGGAAGAGAAUUAAGGAAACUAAACCCCGUUCAGAAGGUAGAAUGGAGAAGGGAGAAAGAGAGACACGAAGGGAAAUGGGGCCAAGAGCAUUCCAUCCCAAUCAAGGAAGUCUCCAGGUGACCUCACCCGUCCAAGAAGGAUUACGCUGCCAGUUGUUCUACACUGUCCGAUUCGGCUCUUGUUCUACUUUAUUUGUAGUACCCGCAGCUUUAUUCUUACAUGCGACAACGAGUAAAAUGUCUUUUCCGUCAGCCUUAUGAGCUAUCCGAAUCCGUCGCUAACUGGUUCCCCAUACGAAUAACAACUAAAAGAAC
Aspergillus ruber CBS 135680 is the source of this 560-nucleotide messenger RNA. RefSeq lists its product as uncharacterized. The transcript has a single exon. NCBI's taxonomy places the organism in Eukaryota, Fungi, Ascomycota, Eurotiomycetes, Eurotiales, Aspergillaceae. The coding region runs from base 168 to 506 and encodes 112 amino acids. The record is from RefSeq and is a predicted model, not a curated record.